AUGGAUCAAUACGAGGUGCUGGAGCAGAUUGGGAAGGGCUCCUUUGGCUCUGCGCUCCUGGUGAGGCACAAUGUUGAGAGGAAGAGGUAUGUCUUGAAGAAGACCCAGGUCGCCCGUCAGACCGUCAGGUGCCGGCGAUCCGCGCACCAAGAGAUGGAGCUCAUCGCAAAAGUAAGGAGCCCUUACAUCAUGGAAUACAAAGAUUCUUGGGUGGAGAAGGGGUGCUAUGUGUGCAUCGUGAUCGGUUACUGCGAGGGAGGGGACAUGUAUGUGUGUAACUUGUGA
Molecule: messenger RNA, 285 nt
Organism: Triticum turgidum subsp. durum (durum wheat)
Lineage: Eukaryota; Viridiplantae; Streptophyta; Magnoliopsida; Poales; Poaceae
Source: the annotation of a GenBank genome assembly